UUGUAUUUUUUGUAUUCUUUUGGUGGUAUUGAUCAGACGUUGGAUGAUUCAGAGUGAUUUAGAUAGUAAGCUUCAAAGUUUGACAAAUCCUUUAAAAUAGUAGAUAAAUAAAUAAGUUACAAUGUACAAAUUAAGCAAUAUUAUAGUAUUUUUGGUGUGCGUUUGGGGCGUACGAUGCCUGGAGAGAGAGAUGACUGUAUUUAUUCAACCUGGAAAAGAGGAUUGCUUUUAUCAGAACGUUUUGGAGAACGAGAAAAUUGAAAUAGAAUAUCAGGUGAUAGACGGUGGAUUUGGUGAAUUGGAUAUUACAUUUAAUCUUGCUGAUCCAACAGGAAGGAUUCUGAGCUCUGAUUACAAGAAGGCUGAGAACAAUCACAGGGUUGAGGCAAAGAUGACGGGAGAUUACAAGUUCUGUUUCGAUAACAGUUUCAGUGUUGUUACCACAAAGACCAUAUUCUUUGAGCUAGUUGUUGAGAAGGACGGAGAUGAUGAUGAUGAGUGGAAUGACGAGAACGCAGAGCAAUUACCUGAAGAAGUAUUAGAGAUCACUGUCGAUGAGAUCAAUGAAUCUAUUAACAAAGUCAGACAGAACCUGAAGAACAUCAAGCAUCUGCAGGACACCAUAAAAAACUCGGAGGCGCGCGACAGGAACGUGGCGGAGGAUAACUACUUGAAAGUCAACUAUUUCUCGUCGAUGCAUCUGUUCGUGAUGGUCUCCGUCUCGAUAAUCCAGGUGCUCGUGUUGAAGAGUCUGUUCGACGCAAAAUUUACCUACCACAAACUGGUCACGUUCAAAAUGUUCAUGUCGCAGAAAUCAAACAGAUAAUACUAAAUCAGUGUUUUUAUUUAAACAGCAUUGAACCAAAUAAUUGCCAUAAUAAUAAUAAAUUAA
This is a messenger RNA of Nicrophorus vespilloides, 892 nucleotides long. It is a transcript of the gene opm, whose product is annotated as transmembrane emp24 domain-containing protein 5. The coding region runs from base 122 to 826 and encodes 234 amino acids. Gene Ontology annotation, biological process: Golgi organization; intracellular protein transport; endoplasmic reticulum to Golgi vesicle-mediated transport. The transcript is spliced from 2 exons. Gene Ontology annotation, cellular component: endoplasmic reticulum; COPII-coated ER to Golgi transport vesicle; endoplasmic reticulum-Golgi intermediate compartment. The record is from RefSeq and is a predicted model, not a curated record. Lineage: Eukaryota; Metazoa; Arthropoda; Insecta; Coleoptera; Silphidae.